GUUCUGUUCAGCUGGAAGCCGCUCUUCCAUCCUCCGCACCGGAGCUGCGCGCCACCCGAACCAGGAGCGCGCCACGAAGGUGAUGAUGUUACACAGUCCAGCCGCAUUCUCUGACUGAGUGAGGAGCCUGCUGUCCAGUCGCCACCAUGAUAGCCACGGGUGGCCUGCUGCGCAUGAACAGGCGGCAGGAUUCGCUCCGGUCCAAAAAUCGAGCUGAAAACAAGAGGAAACGGAAAUCCAAGAAAAAGAAGAAGAACGAUGUGGUCAUUGUGAAGGGGAAGCUCAACCUCUGCUCCCCGGCUGGUUUGGUGGCUGCCAUUGGUGUGAUGGUUUUGAUGGUCGGGAUUUCCAUGGCUGUGCUAGGCUACUGGCCCAGUCAGAAUCAGCAGGAGUACCAGGAGCGCCGCAGGAACGGAGCCUUCCACAACAGCAGGGCGAGCUACUCCAGAAGUCCAGCUGCCUCGCCUAACUUGACCCAAGAUAAGUCUCCCUCCAGCCCAGCGCAUGAGUUCAACCAGAGCCAUUCUAACAGCAGCACCUCCUCUCCUCACUGUGGCAUCCUCUGUGACUUCCUGGAUAACUACCUGUACUCAGACAAUCUGAAAGUGUUCGGACCGCUGGUGAUGGGAAUUGGCAUUUUUCUCUUCAUCUGUGCCAACGCUGUUCUCCACGAAAACCGAGACAAGAAAACUAAAAUCAUCAACCUGAGAGAUAUUUACUCCACGGUGAUAGAUCUGCACAACAUACGGUCAAAGGAGUACUCUCCUCUGAACGGCCUGGUUAACUACACCCAGGCGAGGAGUGCUGAGGGCCCGUCGGCGUCGUUUCCAGCGAGCGGGUCACUCACCCGCAGCUCCUGGCCUUCCACUGGACUCAAUUUGAAGGGAGAGGUGGAUACCGAGGAGGCGUUUAGACGCUCCUCGUUGGCGAGCAGGCCCCGCAGCUGGUCCAGAGAUGUCCAGACCUUCACCGACACCGUCUACAGCAUCUACAAGGACUACAGCAACAGCGGCGAGCAGGCCCCCCAGCCCCGACAGUGGGAGACCACUUACAUCGUCGCCUCCUCUGUGAACGCGUUCACCCUCCCCGUGAUCAAACUCAACAACUGUGAGGUGGAGGAGUCGGAGAGGGUGGAGGCAGAAGGACGCUCGGAGGAAGAGGUUGUGAUUGAGACCGCUGCUGAAAACAUUAGUGAGGAUGGACACGCCAGCAGUGAGAUGGACGGGAGGCAUAAGGGGUCAGCGACGACGAGUGACUCCCCGCCCCCCCAUCAGCGUCAGGAGGACAGAACCACAGAGACGGUUAAUCCGCAGGAGGUGCCUCACACACAGCUGUUUCCUCCAGCUCCCGUUGCCAUGGGAACGGGCUCAAACGCGUCGCUGAACUCCUUCACAGAUCAGCCGAGGCUCGCGCGCCGCUGCAGCCUGUCCGUGUCUGGGAGUCGUCAAGGUGACAGAGCGAGGCGUUUCAGCUGCCCCCGACUGGAGCGCUCCAACAGCAAGGGCUACAUCAAACUGACUGACCUGGGGGGCGAGUCCUUCGAAGCACCCGACACUCACGCUGCUUUAGAGGCCGCGGGACAGGAAGCAGAGAUGGAUGCAACAGCCACAAGGGAUGAAGGAGCUCAGGGGGAGGAGGCUCUGCAGACGCCCAGCACUUCUACAGAAUCCUAGGCUUUUCUUUCUUCUUUUUUUUUAUCUCACUACCCUCCUGCAACUCUUUCUGGUCUUGUUCUUUGCUUUUUACCUUCUUUUGCCAUUAGUGAUGAGUAGCUGGUCAGGAAAGGAAACACAAAGAGUACACAGCUAAGGACUAUUGACUUAUAGCCAUGCACUCAAGAGCGACACACUUUAUAUAUGAAAACAACCACUGCUCAAUAUUCAGAUGUAACUUUUCUAUUUUUCCAAUGUAGCAAGAGCAAUACUUAAGACUUCAAUGGAGUUUUAGUAAAGGUUUGUAAAAAAAACAGAAAAAGGGAAAAAAAAAAAAA
Molecule: messenger RNA, 1990 nt
Organism: Nematolebias whitei (Rio pearlfish)
Lineage: Eukaryota; Metazoa; Chordata; Actinopteri; Cyprinodontiformes; Rivulidae
Product: transmembrane protein 200C
Exons: 2
Coding region: 147-1673 (508 amino acids)
Source: RefSeq, a predicted model, not a curated record